GCAGCAGAGGAAGCCGAGGGGCGGCCAUCUUGGGUCCGUGAGGCUCUGAGGUACCGGGAGCGGCGGCGGCCGGCGGGUGGAGGCUGAGGCGGCAAGUGAACCCGAGGGAGCGGAGCAGCCGGGCGCAGGCGCCGCUUCCGCAGCUCCCUCCAUGGUCGACGCCCGCAGCCCGCGGCGGCCUGUCUUGCACUUCACCUUGUCCACAUCCUCCUCGUCCUCGUCUUCAGGGGCAGCCGGCGGCGCCGUGUGGAGGCCCCGGCGCUGAAAUCCGCGGUGCGACGGGCGAGGGCGGACGAGGAGGCGAAGGGGUCCGGGCCCGCGGGGCGCCCUGAGGCGCGGGGACGCCGGCGGGCCGACCCGCAGCCCGCCGCCGGCCCGGCCCCGCCACCGCCGCCCGCGGGGCUCCUCGGCGCGGCCGCCGGGGCCGGGGGGAGCAUGAGCCGCGGGACCCGCGGAGGGACGGCCCGGGCCCGGCCCGGGAUCUAGACGGCCGUGGGGGAGGGGAGCCGCCUUCCGCGGCGCCGCUCCGGAACCGCAGGGCCCUCGAGGACGCGGUCGCCGGCCCCCCAAGGCCGCGCUGAUUUGUUUCACCGUCGCAUUGUGCAGAAGCGAAGUGAAGUACAAUGUCCACUCGGACCCCGCUGCCCACGGUGAAUGAGAGAGACGCUGAGAACCACACGUCACAUGGAGAUGGGCGGCCAGAAGUUUCUUCUCGCACUGGGCGCUCUGGAGCUCGGUGUAGAAACUCUAUAGCUUCCUGUGCUGAUGAACAACCUCACAUCGGAAACUACAGACUGUUGAAAACAAUCGGCAAGGGGAAUUUUGCAAAAGUGAAAUUGGCAAGACACAUCCUUACAGGCAGAGAGGUUGCAAUAAAAAUAAUUGACAAAACUCAGUUGAAUCCGACAAGCCUACAAAAGCUCUUCAGAGAAGUAAGAAUAAUGAAGAUUUUAAAUCAUCCAAACAUAGUGAAGUUGUUCGAAGUCAUUGAAACUGACAAAACGCUCUACCUAAUCAUGGAGUAUGCAAGUGGAGGUGAAGUGUUUGACUAUUUGGUUGCACAUGGAAGAAUGAAGGAAAAGGAAGCAAGAGCUAAAUUUAGACAGAUUGUUUCUGCAGUCCAGUACUGCCACCAAAAGCGGAUUGUGCACAGAGACCUCAAGGCCGAAAAUCUAUUGUUAGAUGCUGAUAUGAACAUUAAAAUAGCUGACUUUGGUUUUAGCAAUGAAUUUACUGUUGGCAGUAAACUGGAUACGUUUUGUGGCAGUCCUCCAUAUGCAGCCCCAGAGCUCUUCCAGGGCAAGAAAUACGAUGGGCCAGAAGUGGACGUGUGGAGCCUUGGCGUGAUUCUCUACACUCUAGUCAGCGGGUCACUCCCCUUUGAUGGACAGAACCUAAAGGAACUGAGAGAAAGAGUAUUAAGAGGGAAAUACAGAAUCCCUUUCUACAUGUCCACAGACUGUGAAAACCUUCUCAAACGCUUCCUGGUGCUAAACCCAAUAAAACGAGGCACUCUAGAGCAAAUCAUGAAGGACAGAUGGAUCAAUGCAGGCCACGAAGAAGAUGAACUUAAACCAUUUGUUGAACCAGAGCUAGACAUCUCAGACCAGAAAAGAAUAGAUAUUAUGGUGGGAAUGGGAUAUUCACAAGAAGAAAUUCAAGAAUCUCUUAGUAAGAUGAAAUAUGAUGAGAUCACAGCUACGUAUUUGCUAUUGGGGAGAAAAUCUUCGGAGCUGGAUGCUAGUGACUCCAGUUCUAGCAGCAAUCUUUCACUUGCUAAGGUUAGGCCAAGCAGUGACCUCAACAACAGUACUGGCCAGUCUCCUCACCACAAGGUGCAGAGAAGUGUUUCUUCCAGCCAGAAGCAGAGGCGGUACAGUGACCAUGCUGGACCGGCUAUUCCUUCAGUUGUGGCAUAUCCAAAAAGGAGUCAGACCAGCACUGCAGAUAGUGACCUCAAAGAAGACGGAAUUCCUUCCCGGAAGUCAAGCGGAAGUGCCGUGGGAGGAAAGGGAAUUGCUCCAGCCAGUCCCAUGCUUGGGAACGCAAGUAAUCCCAAUAAGGCCGAUAUUCCUGAACGCAAGAAAAGCUCUACUGUCCCUAGUAGUAAUACAGCAUCUGGUGGAAUGACACGGCGAAAUACUUACGUUUGCAGUGAAAGAACCACAGCUGAUAGACAUUCAGUAAUUCAGAAUGGGAAAGAAAACAGCCUGACAGAACUGUUCGCUUACGCAGCUAGCCCUGCCUCAGUUUGUGCCACAGCUUCCACCUGUCGGCUGAGACAUCAGAAGUCGAUGUCCAUGUCAGCCUCGGGGCACCCCACGAUGAUGGUACCUCCAGUAGACAGUGAAGGAGAUAACAGCAAGGCUGUCACUAUUCCUGAUCCGAGGACUCCAGUUGCCUCGACGCACAGUGUCAGCAGCGCAGCCACGCCAGACCGACUCCGCUUCCCACGGGGCACAGCCAGUCGCAGCACUUUCCAUGGCCAGCCCCGGGAGCGGCGGACUGCCACGUAUAAUGGCCCGCCUGCCUCACCCAGCCUGUCCCACGAAGCCACACCAUUGUCACAGACUCGAAGCCGAGGCUCCACUAAUCUUUUUAGUAAAUUAACUUCAAAACUUACAAGGAGGCUUCCAACUGAAUAUGAGAGGAACGGGAGAUAUGAGGGCUCAAGUCGCAACGUAUCUGCUGAGCAAAAGGAUGAAAACAAAGAAGCAAAACCUCGCUCCCUGCGCUUUACCUGGAGCAUGAAAACCACUAGUUCCAUGGAUCCCAAUGACAUGAUGCGGGAAAUCCGCAAAGUGCUGGACGCCAAUAACUGUGACUACGAGCAGAGAGAGCGCUUCUUACUCUUCUGUGUCCACGGUGACGGGCACGCAGAGAACCUCGUGCAGUGGGAGAUGGAGGUGUGCAAGCUGCCAAGACUGUCUCUGAAUGGGGUCCGGUUUAAGCGGAUAUCAGGGACAUCCAUAGCUUUCAAAAAUAUUGCUUCCAAAAUUGCCAAUGAGCUAAAGCUGUAACCCAGUAAUUACAGUGUAAAUUAAGUAGCAAUUUUAAGUGUUUUCUUGAACACUGAUGGAAAUGUAUAGAAUAAUAUUUAGGUAAUAACGUCUGCAUCUUCUAAAUCAUGAUAUUAAAAUAUAAGGACGAGAGCACGCCUGGGAGCGGAAGCUGGCCUUUUUUCUACAAAUGCACUACAUUAAAGAUGUGUGACACGCA
Messenger RNA from Mustela lutreola (European mink), 3219 nucleotides. RefSeq names its product microtubule affinity regulating kinase 3 (gene MARK3). Gene Ontology annotation, molecular function: ATP binding; protein serine/threonine kinase activity. The transcript has 18 exons. Lineage: Eukaryota; Metazoa; Chordata; Mammalia; Carnivora; Mustelidae. Gene Ontology annotation, cellular component: cytoplasm; plasma membrane. Gene Ontology annotation, biological process: protein phosphorylation; intracellular signal transduction. The record is from RefSeq and is a predicted model, not a curated record. The coding region runs from base 624 to 3020 and encodes 798 amino acids.